Strongylocentrotus purpuratus (purple sea urchin) is the source of this 2028-nucleotide messenger RNA. RefSeq names its product creatine kinase U-type, mitochondrial. The record is from RefSeq and is a predicted model, not a curated record. Gene Ontology annotation, biological process: phosphocreatine biosynthetic process. The transcript is spliced from 8 exons. Gene Ontology annotation, molecular function: creatine kinase activity. Bases 112 to 1395 code for a protein of 427 amino acids. NCBI's taxonomy places the organism in Eukaryota, Metazoa, Echinodermata, Echinoidea, Camarodonta, Strongylocentrotidae. Gene Ontology annotation, cellular component: mitochondrion.
GAACCCACUGUCUGUGGUAUUAUAAGGGGGAAGCUCAGGGCUGCUGAAUGAUAAAUCAACAGUAGGCAAGUCAGUUAAAUGUGAGCAAGAGUCCUGGAUUCGACAUCAUCAAUGGCAUCCGCAGUGUGGCAGAAACUUGGACCACGUGGCCUGGCUGCCAUAGCAGCUGCGGCUACCGGAAUAGGCAUCGGGAUGACCUACCUCUCGUCACCGCAACGGGAGACCCAAGCUGCUGCUAACUGCAACUUGUGCGAAGAUGGCACCUACACCCCUACCUUUGGCCAGAAGUCAAACUUCCCACCCUCGGCCAACUUCCCAGACCUUUCGAAGCACAAUAACGUGAUGGCUUCCCACUUGACUCCAGGCAUUUAUAGCCGUCUCAGCAACCUGUCCACACCCAAUGGCUUCACCCUGGAUGAGUGUAUCCAGACAGGGGUAGAUAACCCUGGGCAUCCUUUCAUCAAGACGGUCGGCAUGGUAGCUGGGGACGAGGAGUCAUAUGAGGUCUUCAAAGAACUGAUGGACCCCGUCAUCGACGAGCGACACAAUGGCUACGGUCCGGACGAUGUGCACACAACGGAUCUGGAUUCCUCCAAAAUUCGCGGCGGGGUACUGGACUCCAAGUAUGUCCUUUCCUCUCGAGUGAGGACAGGUCGAAGCAUCCGAGGACUCAGUCUUCCACCAGCCUGCAACAGGGCUGAGAGACGCAUGGUCGAACAGGUCGUUACUGACGCUCUUGCUGGUCUAAGAGGAGAGUUGGCUGGACAGUAUUACUCGUUGGUUACCAUGUCUGAGGAGGAUCAACAGAAGCUGAUUGAUGAUCAUUUUCUCUUCGACAAACCAGUCUCUCCUCUUCUCACCUGUGCAGGCAUGGCCAGAGAUUGGCCCGACGCCCGCGGAAUCUGGCACAAUAACAACAAGAACUUCUUGGUGUGGAUCAACGAGGAGGACCAUACCAGAGUCAUUUCCAUGGAAAAGGGUGGCAACAUGAAACGAGUCUUUGACAGAUUCUGCUCUGGUCUCAACCAGGUUGAGGAGUCAGUUAAAGCUAAGGGAUGGGAGUUCAUGUGGAAUGAGCAUCUAGGAUACAUCCUUUCUUGUCCUUCUAACCUCGGUACAGGACUCCGAGCUGGAGUACAUCUCAAGAUUCCUAAUCUGUCAAAGGAUAUAAGUCGACUGGAUAAUAUCCUAGAAAAACUCCGUCUUCAGAAGCGUGGUACUGGAGGUGUUGACUCGGCAACGGUUGGUGAUACCUUUGACAUCUCAAACAAUGACCGCCUUGGACUAUCAGAGGUCACACUUGUUCAGCGUGUCAUUGAUGGAGUGGAUCUUCUUAUUAAGAUGGAAAAACACUUGGAGAAGAACCGUUCAAUCGAGCAUCUGAUACCAAAAUAAAUAAAUUAGUUUGCUCCAUCACUCAACAUACAUUGUAAUAUAAAACACCAAUAAUCAGGAAAAUUGAUACUUGUACAUAGAAACUGCUGCAAAGAUAUAUAUUCAUGCAAACAUAAAAUUGCGCAGCUUUGUCCAAAUAAAUAUUACAUCUUAUACAUUAUGAGCACCUUUUGAUAAUACACUGAAGUUGUUUAUUUAUCUAACUAUUUAUAUUUAUAAUGAAGAAAUGUACUGGUAUUCGAGGUAAUGAAACUUUAUUUUCAUUUCAAAUCAAUAAAGUAUCUUUAAAUACAAUAUUACGACAGAAAGAUCUAAAGUGUAUUAACAUGGGACUCAGUGGAAACCGAAACGGCGAAACCAUGUCAUCUGUAGUAAGCUCUAUGUAAAAAUAGAAAAUAUAUCCAUUCUAUAAGAAACCAAGUGCUGCACAUAGAACUAUAUAUUUAUUUUGUGUAGAAUUAUGAGUUGCGAAGAUUUUUCCAGGGAUAUGAAUAUUAUCAUGAAGAAAUAUAAUCUGAAUGAAGCAUAUCAUGUUUUAAAAGUAACAGUAUGAAUGUAAUGGAACUUAAUGCACUGAAAUGAUGAUAAUGGUUGUCAAUUUAUUGGUAACUUCUCUCUGAAAUAAAACUAUAU